AUGAGAUUAGCUGUACUCUUUGGUUUUCUAAUUGCAUUUGUUGCUGUCACUUUUGUUCAAGCUGACUCACUUCAAGAUGAGAUUGAUGGCGCAUUAAAGAAGUUCUGUGGUGGUAUUGCCGUUACUGGUCCUAGCAAGGGACAAACUUUCUCAAAUCCCAAAAAGAUCACAGUUACAGUCAGUAAUGUAUCGUUCUCAAAAAGAAUUACUGCUUUAUCAAGAAAGCCUAAUGCUCAAGCUAAGGUUGUCGUUGGCGUUGAUGCUUACUCUAUUAACAGCAAAGGAAAGGCUACCUAUCUCACCACCGUCUGGAAGGGUAACUACAAGUUGAACAAGAAGGCCACAUUAUCUGUUGACUUGACCAAAGUUAGCAAGCUUAAGUUGCCUGGACAAUUUGAAUUCCGUGUCUGGGUCCACAACACAAAGGGUCCCGAUUGUACUUUGAUGUCAAAGGUGUUCAAGGUCAAGUCCUCUUCUCACUCUAACGCUGUCGAAGAGGCUGAAUAUAAAGGCUUGAAUGAAAACAUUGACCGCGGUUGCUUUGGUGUCGAAGUCACCUCUCCCACUCUUGGCGAAAAGGUUUCCGUAAACCAACAAUACGCCGUCCAGAUUCAACGUGAUUCUGCUGCCCACGCCGAUACUUUGACUUCCUUAGAACUUUACUCUGUUAAUAUCGAAACCCGUGAAUCCAAAUUGAUUCACAGCAGCUGGUCUGGCAGCCAAUCUAUUAACAACUUGUUCAAUAUUAAGGACACUAUUCCCGAAUCUGCCAAGGCUGAAGAUACCGCCUUCUACUACAAGUUGACUGCCACCACACAACAUGAUGAAACUUGUGAAUUCUAUUCCCACCCCUUCUAUGUCAACUAA
Molecule: messenger RNA, 867 nt
Organism: Rhizopus microsporus ATCC 52813
Lineage: Eukaryota; Fungi; Mucoromycota; Mucoromycetes; Mucorales; Rhizopodaceae
Exons: 6
Coding region: 1-867 (288 amino acids)
Source: RefSeq, a predicted model, not a curated record